AUGGCCAUGCUGAGAGUGUCCUCGUAUCGCAAACUGUUUGAGGAGGAGCAUCAGAGAUCAUCAACAUGGCUCAGUCAGCGCUGUGGAACCCAGCUCCUCCAAUCUUCUGCCAGGGGUGGAGUUUCCACGAUCGACUGGCCUGAACCGGACUUUUCUGCAGCUCGAGCUUUAAACAGGGAGGGUCUGAUGCGUUUCUCCCAGGAACGCUCCAUAAUGGCUGCCCUCAACGAUCGCCUGGUGUUCCUUAUCGACAUGGUACGAUGUCUGGAAGAAGAGAAUGAAUCUUUAGAGGCUCAGAUUACAGAGAUGGAAGAAAGAUUGGCAGAUGAACCAAGACUUUCCAGCUCUAUCAUUCAAGGCUGCCCCUCAGAAUCCAGCCUAGAGGCUGUGAUUGAUCGACUGCGCAGAGAGAAGGAUGAAAUCUUGUGCCAUUCAAAGAAGCUGACUAAAGAACUGCAUCAUAUAAAAAUAAAGUAUGAGGAGGUCGUUGAGCAACGGACUAACCUCCAACUGGAACGCAAAGAGGUUGCCGUGGAGGUGGAUACAGUGACUGCUGACUGCUUGGCACUCCGAGAACAAGUGGCAAUCUAUGAGGGGCAGUUAGCUGCCAUGGAACAACAGCAUGAGUUGAGGAUUGAGAGUCUGUGUGAGCCUGGAGCUGAGGAUCGGGCUGAUCCAACCGUGUCUCUGCAAUUCCCCUCCAUCGACCUCACUCCAGCCAUCACGGUUAUCAAGGACUACUACUGCCAGCUGGCUGAAAGCCUACAGUUUGAGUCCGGUACCGUUGCAAUUGCCAGAGGAGAAGAGAAGGGGAGGAACUUGGAAAAACCUUCUGGAGGGAUGGUUAAGGAUAAUUUAGAGGUGAUGGACGUGAAUGGUCUGAAGGAGCUGAUUGCAAAGCUGCAAAAAGAGCUUGGUGACCUGAAGGCAUGUGGUGAGGAUCUGGGGGCAGAGAUUAAAGCCAAAAAAGAGGCUCAUCUGCUGGAAAUUGAGGAGCUAGAAACCUGCAUCUGCCAGCUAGAGAAAGAGGAGGCUGACUUACAAGCACAGAUGAAGGAACAAAAGAGAGAAUACGAAGAACUGCUCAACGAGAAGAUGGCACUAGACGUAGAAAUUGAAGCCUACAGGGCUUUGGUGGAGGUGGAGGUGGAAAGGCUGUGUAACUUUUAAGAGCGAAAGACCCAGACACACGUGUAAUGUCCCGUGUAUUGAGGCUGAACUAAUACAACACUUACAACAAGGUGCACUUUUAAAAGAUGUCUUUAUCUGGUAUCUAUUCCCAUUGGCCAAAGAUAAACCAUUUCUGAUUGGCUAAGAAUGACACUUAAUAAUAAAUAUUAUUAUUAAUAAUAAAUAAUAAUAUAAAUAAUAAUAAAUAAUAAUAUUAAUAAUAAUAAUAAUAAUAAUAAUAAUAAUAAUAAUCCUGGUAUGUAUUAAUUACUGUCAUUUUUAAUGUUGCAAGACUCAUGAAGGGUGCUAUACAUAGUUUUGUUUGUUUUUACAAAUAACCAUUUUCUUAAUCAAAACAUUCAGUUGAAUCCUCAUGAAUGUGCGAAUUUGCUAAAUUGAUAACAAUAAUAAAAAGCAAUAUAUACACAACUAUUAUUAACAUUAAUUCUUCUUAUUGGUUUUAAUAUGUUGUCUCCAAACUGUUGCUGUGCAAAAAAACUAAAAACUCUUCAAAUGUUUGCCGUGAAAGAGAUUCAUGUUUAAAAAAAGAAAAUAAGAAAAUCAGACACAACCUUUUGAGCGAAUACAGACCUACACUAAAAGAUAAAUGGCAUCUUUCCAGACCAUUGAUAACGUUCAGAGCAAUCAGUGGUUGUUAACCACACAGUUGUGAAAGAAGGGAAUUGUCUGAGCUUUGCCGUGUGGGUGAAAUUUCCCUAUAUAGCUUUAGAGUCUUACAAACUACAUCUUGCAAAACAAUGAAACACACAUUCAUAUAAACACAGAAUGAAUUUGGAAAUGUUGCCCCACCCCCUGAAUUCUGACCUGACACUGAUCAAUUACAUCCUCUUAAACCUUUGCCCUGUUCUGCACUGUCCAAAUGCUACUGAGUUGUUGUUUUUUUCCAUUGUUGUUGGUAGUGGA
This is a messenger RNA of Silurus meridionalis, 2094 nucleotides long. It is a transcript of the gene vimr2, whose product is annotated as vimentin-related 2. The transcript has 10 exons. Gene Ontology annotation, biological process: skeletal muscle organ development. Gene Ontology annotation, cellular component: cell-cell junction; sarcolemma; Z disc. NCBI's taxonomy places the organism in Eukaryota, Metazoa, Chordata, Actinopteri, Siluriformes, Siluridae. The coding region runs from base 1 to 1170 and encodes 389 amino acids. The record is from RefSeq and is a predicted model, not a curated record.